Molecule: messenger RNA, 1330 nt
Organism: Sorghum bicolor (sorghum)
Lineage: Eukaryota; Viridiplantae; Streptophyta; Magnoliopsida; Poales; Poaceae
Product: thiosulfate sulfurtransferase 16, chloroplastic
Exons: 7
Coding region: 408-1031 (207 amino acids)
Source: RefSeq, a predicted model, not a curated record
CACCCUGGUCUACCCCUUGGUCCUUGUUCUUCCUAUCCUACCAACAGCCCUCCCUCACCGAAAGGAUCUCUCAAAAUCACCAACCACUAACCAAUCACAAUUAACAUUAUUGUUAGUUAACAGAGAAGGAGAGGAGAAACUGAUGUGAUUAUACAGGUGCAAACACAAGAAACACUCUUGUUCUUGCCACAAGCGAAGUGAAGGUGCAAACCACGUGGUUCAGGGACGCAAACCGUGCAUAUUGUGGUGCGUAACGUCGUAGCAGAGUGAGUCCGGCAGGCUGCUGCAGACAAGACAAGGCGCGGGCGGUGAGCUCGAGAGCCGAGAGGAAGAAGAAAAGCACUAGUCUUUCCUUUGCUAACGAAACGACAGAGACCAAGACCGAGAAGGCAGCUACCUAGGCAGCAAUGGCGACCUCGGCCAGCGGCGUCUCACUCCUCCUCGCCCAGCCGCUCCCUCCCAACGGCACCAGCCUGCGGCGCGUCGGUGUCGCCGCGCGAGCUCCUGCUCCUGCUCCUGCUCGGCUCGCGGCCACGGCGGUCAGGUCUGCGCACCCGCUCGCCGCCAACGCCGACGCCAAGACGAGGACGCUCCGGUUCGUUAGCGUUAGCGUCAGGUGCGUCGGCGUCGGCGGCACCGAGGCGCUGCGCUCCGACGCCGCCGAGCCGCCGGUGCCGUCCUCGGUGCCGCGGUCCGUGCCGGUGCGCGUCGCCUACGAGCUGCAGCAGGCCGGACACCGCUACCUCGACGUCAGAACGGAGGGCGAGUUCAGUGCUGGCCACCCGGAAGGAGCUGUCAACAUCCCCUACAUGAACAAAACCGGCUCAGGAAUGACGAAAAACACGCACUUUCUUGAGCAAGUGUCGAGGAUCUUCGGAAAGGACGACGAGAUCAUCGUUGGCUGCCAGAGCGGCAAGAGGUCUCUGAUGGCGGCGACAGAACUCUGCUCUGCUGGUUUCACUGCUGUCACCGACAUCGCUGGUGGAUUCUCGACUUGGAGGGAGAAUGAGCUGCCUACCACCAUCCACUGAUCCGAGCUUGCCUCAGCAGCAUCAUGCAUGUUGUUGGAGCUAUUAGCCCAGUGUUGUGUGAAAGCCUCCAGGAUUGUACAUAUGUCUGAUGUCUUCCAUAGUUCGAAUAAAAGUGCUGGAAAAUGGAGCAUGUAGAGUAAAGAAGAGUAGCAGCACAAAAAAUAGGGGGUUUUACAUUAUGCUUCAUCUCAUGUAUAGUCGUACAUUAUCUACUCAGUACUCCCUGCAUUUGGAUGUUGCAUUUUUACCUUUUUUUUUAACGAACCGGCACUGGAUGUGCCAAUUUCUACAUUUUCACA